CUACCUUUUCGAGUGUUUCGUUGAACUGAUUACCGUCUUUUUCUCACUCGCGAGGAAUAGUUACACGCGAAACUUAUCAUGCGCAGAUGUGAAGCACUAGGCCGACACGUGGAAGGCGAUCUCGUGGCCAGGGUCAUAAUGUUGAUACUUGCUCGGUACCGACUACCUGUCUCCAUCUCGACAGGUGGUGCGCAAUUUAAGAUCCGUCUGUCAUAAUAACAUGACCCAGCGUCAGUUGAGACAAGGAAACAUCCAAGUGUUCUCGACCCGCACGUUUAUCGUUCGCAUGAUGCGUACGUUGUGCGAUGUGAUGCCGCUCAUCAGAUCUGCCGAUACGUGACACGACGAUCAGGUAGCUCUUCGCAGUGCAUUCAAAGGUCUUGUUAAUGCCAAUUCUAUCCUUUGACAUGAUGACGACAAGAUCUCAUCUCUUUCAUCUCCGAUAAGCAUGCGGUUACGCGAGGCUUUCGCGAUACUCUUAGGAGCUUCCGCAUCUGUCGUUCGAGGUGAGGGCUUCUGGGAUGGCUGGCAACCUUCUCUCGGCCCUGCGUGGCAGUGGACUGGGCUUCGGAGUUCUGACGGGGGUUACUGGUUGAAUGCAACGGAAGAGGUGUUGGGUGAUGUGCAAGAUCUUUACUGGAAUGGGACCUCUUGGCCCUCGACCAUUCAGUGGAUCGGUGCCGUAAUUAACACAAUCGUGACUUCAGCCGUGGAAACUUUCGGCGAUGCUCUACAAGAAACAAACACGGACGAAGAUGUUUCCCGAUUCCAGGCUGAUAUACAGAAGUACUUCACACAAAUCGAAGCGUACUAUGGUAGUGAAGACACCAUACAGAUUUUCGGAGCUGCUUACGAUGAUGCUCAAUGGGUCGUGCUGGAAUGGCUCGAAGUCAUCAAGUUGAUGAAGAACUAUCAACCAUAUCUUGGACCCACGACUGACUCCAGUGUUCUGGCGAGGUUUGCCCAUCGUGCGCACGUCUUCUACAAUAUCGUACAGAAUCACUUCGACACCUCGACAUGCGGUGGCGGGAUCACAUGGAACCCAGCACUGCUACCCUACAAGAACGCCAUCACAAACGAAUUGUUUAUCUCAAGCUCUAUCGGCAUGUAUCUAUAUUUCCCCGGAGACAAUGACACAGAUCCAUAUCCUGCGCCAAACUACAUCACUCAAACGGGUAAAAUAUUGCCAGAGCUACAAUACGUCACGGCGUAUGAUAUGACCUUCUUGAACAAUGCUGUUCAAGAGUAUCAGUGGUUCAAGGGGCAGAACUUCACAAAUUCCCAAGGACUCAUUGUGGAUGGCUUCCACAUCUCAGCUGGUCAGACAAGCUGUGACGAACGCAACGAGAUGGUCUAUACCUACAAUCAAGGUGUUCUCCUUUCCGGCCUACGAGGACUUUGGGAAGCAACAGGCGAUGCCUCCUAUCUGACGGAUGGUUACGGCUACAUAAGCACCGCUAUCGAGGCAACCGGGUGGAACGCUGAGAACGACACCACCGCAAACGAAUGGGCCGGCCUCGGUCGCAAUGGAAUCAUGGAGGACUAUUGCGAUUCCCAUGGCGAUUGCUCACAAGACGCUACGAUCUUCAAAGGCGUCUACUUCCACCACCUCAGUCUCUUCUGCGAACCUCUACCUGAGCAGACGGCAUUGAUCCCAGGUGUGACAUACAUCGCUCCGGCCGAACUUGCAGCUCAACAUCGCUCUCAAUGCUCGAGCUAUAGAGCUUGGAUAGAACAUAAUGCGCACGCGGCAUUGAGUUCGCGGGAUACAUCAUAUCGGAUCGGACAAUGGUGGGGAGCAUCAUUUUUCGAUGCGCUUGUUCAAGCUGAAACGCCUAGGCCUGUUACGGUCCCACUCAACAGCACCGAUUAUCGAAACAAGCCUUGGGUCUUGACCGGAUCGCCUUGGACAUGCACUGAUGCGGUGAGCUGCGCAACAUACGAGCAGUCUACGCCUAGCAGUGAUGAUUCAAUCACUGUUCACCGACGUAACGAAUUGCAAGAUCGACAGGCAAACGUCAAUGUCCAGAAGACGACCGUGGAAACACAAGCACAAGGCCUGGCGGUGGUGGACGCAGCUGCGAAGUUCUUGAUGAGGUAGCCCCUGAUCCGAGGGUUAAGAGGACAGGCAGGGAUGCGGGGCCACGUGCUUCGCACAUGUGCAUCUUCAGCGAUCGGCCUUCGAUCGGAAUAUUGAAGAACUAGGAUAAGCGGCACCAGAGCAACACGCGUACAUCUCACCCCUCCCGAUCCAGGUCGCAAUCCCGCGAGCUGGGCUGGUGGCGGCCACAGGUCCGCCGCGAUGAUAUGCGGCUGAGGAAGUUAAUCACAUCAUAUCACCAUUUCAUAGUCGUCCUUUCGGGACAAAUCUCAUCUGGAAACUUCCCG
Dissoconium aciculare CBS 342.82 is the source of this 2388-nucleotide messenger RNA. RefSeq names its product glycoside hydrolase family 76 protein. The transcript is spliced from 4 exons. The record is from RefSeq and is a predicted model, not a curated record. Bases 449 to 2101 code for a protein of 550 amino acids. NCBI's taxonomy places the organism in Eukaryota, Fungi, Ascomycota, Dothideomycetes, Mycosphaerellales, Dissoconiaceae. Gene Ontology annotation, biological process: carbohydrate metabolic process.